AUGCUGAGCAUCAUCCAACCAAACGCUAAUUCAACAGAUCUCAAACUCACCUCACUUCCCCUACCGAGUAUCAAUUCAUCACUGGGAGAACAUCUGAUCCGUGUAGAGGCAUGCGCGCCAUGCGCUGGGGAACUCCUUUGGCCAAAGUACUUUCCUCCGCCAAGCCCGCGUGAUUUAAUUCCCUGUCCCGAUGUAGCGGGAACGAUUAUCUCUGGACCGGAGGAUUCGCCAUUCCAACCUGGCGAUGUGGUUUACGCGCGGACAAACUACAUCCAUCCAGGGAAUGCGUGCGAGUUCAGUAUUGGCGUCACCGACGAAUUAGCCCACAAACCCAAAGGAUUGAGCUGGGUUGAAGCUGCCGCAAUCCCAGUGUCGGCCGAGACGGCUUGGCAGAUUCUGUUUAUCCAUGCAGGCAUCGCUGGUGAGACGGAAGCAGACUUUACUACAGCCCAGGACGCAUGGAGAGGCAGGAGGGUGCUCGUUACUGCGGCGUCUGGUGGAGUCGGCAUGUGGGUGACGCAGCUGGCUACUCUGCUCGGUGCGGAGGUCAUUGGGACAUGUGGCGCUGCGAAUGUCGCUCUUGUGCAGUCUCUCGGCGCGAAGGAGGUGCUUGACUAUCGGCGCACUAAUCUCCGUGAAUGGGCGGAACAGCCCGGAAAGAAAGUGGAUGUCGUGAUUGAUUGCAUUGGGAAGCAGUCUCUCGAGGAUGCUUGGUGGACUAUUCGUGAUGGAGGGGUGGUUCUUAGUAUCUUUCAGCCACCGAAGCAGGCUUGCCCCAGCAGCUACAAUGGAACUGGAGUGAAAGACAUGUUCUUUGUGAUGGAACCUGUCAGAAGACACUUGGAGGAAAUUACGAAGCUGAUUGAGGUUGGUAAAUGUCGCGGGAUGGUGGAUAGUGUAUGGCCCCUAGAGCAGUAUGAAGAGGCGUUCAAGCGAUUGGAUACUGGACAUGCGAGGGGGAAAAUUGUCUUUGACCUGUCGCUGAACCAUUAG
Molecule: messenger RNA, 993 nt
Organism: Penicillium longicatenatum
Lineage: Eukaryota; Fungi; Ascomycota; Eurotiomycetes; Eurotiales; Aspergillaceae
Product: NADP-dependent oxidoreductase
Exons: 1
Coding region: 1-993 (330 amino acids)
Molecular function (GO): oxidoreductase activity
Source: RefSeq, a predicted model, not a curated record